This is a messenger RNA of Leptomonas pyrrhocoris, 2679 nucleotides long. RefSeq lists its product as hypothetical. Gene Ontology annotation, molecular function: transmembrane transporter activity. Gene Ontology annotation, biological process: transmembrane transport. Gene Ontology annotation, cellular component: plasma membrane. NCBI's taxonomy places the organism in Eukaryota, Euglenozoa, Kinetoplastea, Trypanosomatida, Trypanosomatidae. The transcript has a single exon. Bases 1 to 2679 code for a protein of 892 amino acids. The record is from RefSeq and is a predicted model, not a curated record.
AUGGCAGAGGCCGUCACGGCCUUACGUGAAAACAGCGAAAGGUGUGUGAGGGAGUUUGGUGCUUCGUUGAUGGCGGCCAUGGCGCUUCUCGGGUCCGUCCUCAACACGCCGGAGCAGAUCGUCAAGAAGGUUCCAUUCGAGAAGCUGCGCGAGACACAAGCGCAGAUGCGUCGUGCACUGCAAUUGGAGAUUCUGCAGGUGAUGAAGAUGCAGACGGAGGCGGUGGCGCGUCGUCUUGCGGAGCGGCGCAACGCAGAGCCUCAACAAGAGAACAUCGACGCACACGAGGAGUUGGUAAUAGAAGAUGAGAGCUCGCCGUAUGGUCGCACCCACCGCUACACCAUCGGCCGCGAAGAUGUCAUUAGCAUUCUCGAAAAUGAAGGUGUCAUGGAGCAGGCAGAGAUCUACCUUCGGCUGAACGAAGUCUAUUUCCACACUCUAAUGGCCAUGAUCGCGGGUGAAGUUCUCAACUUUGGGGAGCAGAUGAAGAGCUACAAGCCGCCCAUGUCCCUUGGCCUUCGCCUUCUUCGUUACUUCAUUAUUGAGCCGUGGAACGACUUCUGGAGUGAGCUGUGGUGCAUCUUCUCCUUGGCGCGUCCUAGUGACAUCCGCACACUAAAGGACGCUAUUCGCAUGACCUGCGCCUAUCUGAGUGCGACGGCGCUAAACCUUGAGCUUUACUUUGUCCCUGGCGGCACCUACUAUUUCGGCACGACGCUCCUGCUUGGUCUACCAGUGGAGGAAGAAUCCCUGGGCCUGUCGAUCAAUCGCAUGGCCGGCAACGCGCUGGGCUGCGCACUUGGCUUUAUGGUUUACAACAACACCCACAACCUGCCACAGAAGAUUGCGAUGGUGCUGUGCUUCGUUUUUGUCCAACGCUGCUGCAAAGACCACCCCCUCUACGGGCAGACGUUUCUCUACUCCGCAGCCGUCACGAUGGCGAGUAUGGUCAUGACGGUCAGCACGCAGCAGCUCAUGACGCGACUCAUCACGAGCAACUACACCAUCGUGGCCUACAUGCUCUGCUGCAUGUUCAUCUUCCCCAACAACAGCAUCAAGAUCUGCUGGGGCUACCGCUGCAAGCUGACCAAGGUGAUGAGUGAAGUCAUCGACGACGUGGCGCUCACACUGCGCAUCCGCCCUGACUGCUACCCCACUCCAAUGGCUCUUGAUGCGGACAACAACGAGCCAGCUUCAUACCCCCACCGCAACACGGAGGCGAUGCAGAUGUGCUCGCAGCUGAACGUGCAGAUGUCCCUCGCGCAUCGUCUACUGGCCAUGUGUGACAAGUGGGCCCCCUUCGCCGCUCGACAACACGUUAUUCGCGGCUCCUCCCCCUUCCCGUCUGCGGCCUCCGCCAUGAUUCAAUUCGCACACAAACGCAUGGUGGCCCAUUUACGGUUGCUGGUGUUUGGCGUGCAGCUGCUGCACCGUCCCCGGUGCGAUCCCGUCUUCCCCGCCACCACCGCCCGCCUCCUCUCCGGCAGCGUGGGCGACUUUCUCGCGGAGUUCGCGGGGUGCAUGCGGCUGGUGAGCCAGGACUUCAUUGACUCGCUGCCGGCCUCGCGCAAGUGGUCCUACCCGCUGAUGCUCCACCACGCCAGUCAGCUCAGCCGGAUGCGGGUGCGUCUUUCUGCGAUUCACGUGGAGAGCUUCGUCAUCGCGUCGAAGCAUUUAUCGAAGUCGACCUUCGGCAUGCAGCCAGAGGAUUACCGCCUUCUUCGCCAGGAGACCACGAUGCGGGAGGCCACCGCCACACCGCACACAAGUGAGUUGCACGUGCACGCCGGUGACGACGAGGAGGAGAAGGGCGCGCACGGCAACAACGCCGGUGCGGUGAAUCUUGGAGCGUCGUCCAACGUGCACGGCAACCUGUCCUUUGCGGAUCGCUUCCUCAUCGCACGCCGUCUCGGUGCGUCCAUGAUGGAAGACAACACCGACCCGGAUGCGCUGGCGCGACUGCACGAAUCUAUAUAUCUGCCGCAGCCGAGGGAGGGGUCGUUUCUCGGCAGCGGCGGCGGCGGCGGCGUCUCGCAGAAGUCCUUCGCCUACCGCGCACCGCUGCGCGAGACGGCGGUGACGCCGCAGGACGCCUUUCCGUUUACGCAGGAAAGCGCAGAGUACGGCAUCCAGCAGCACCUCCGCGACGAGGCAGCGAGAACCAGGAAGGAAGAGGUGGAAGUUGGAGAGGGAAGGAAAGCGGAAGAAGACGCGAGGCAGCCUGUCCGUGGCACUUCAAGUCCGUCGUCGCCGGUCUCUCCGUGCAAGGCCAUCAAACCGCACCCACUGGAGAGAAAGGUGUCGAGGUUAAUCCUUGUCCCUGAUCACGGCCCCGAGCUGGAGAUUCCACUUUACCGCGGCCCCGCCUUCACCUACGUCGAAGACGAGCUGGCGACGGAGAAGGACACGGACUUUGCUGCGAUCAUGACCAUCCUGUGCAGCAUAUACAGCCUCAUUGUGGAACUGGAAGGGCUGACGGGUCCGGUGAACACCAUCAGCACGUAUCAGAAGGAACUGCACGAGUCGGCGCUGGCGAUUGGGUUCAUUGACAAGUUAUCUGAGAAGGUCACGGCGUACCGACAGAAGAUCUACGAUCGUUAUCAUUUUUUGACUCCUUCGGAGGAGCAAAGACGGCCGUUGCACGCGCAGUCUGAUCCGUUUGCGGACUGGCGCUUCUAG